This is a messenger RNA of Trichoplax adhaerens, 594 nucleotides long. RefSeq lists its product as uncharacterized. Gene Ontology annotation, biological process: regulation of DNA-templated transcription. Gene Ontology annotation, molecular function: protein binding; RNA binding. The transcript is spliced from 4 exons. The record is from RefSeq and is a predicted model, not a curated record. Lineage: Eukaryota; Metazoa; Placozoa; Uniplacotomia; Trichoplacea; Trichoplacidae. The coding region runs from base 1 to 594 and encodes 197 amino acids.
AUGGCAUCGAGUGGAGAAUUACCACCUAAAGAUUUUUCCGAUGAUCAAAGUUACAGUGAUGCUAGCACAAAUUCGUCAUAUUCAUCGCCAUGUUCAUCCGUAAUCAUAUCCACUGGUGAAGAAAUCACUAGCAAUUAUCAAGGGAAAGAGUUUAAUGGAUACUGGAUAGGAAAUUCAUCAAGCUGUAGCCAGAUAGAAAACAGAACAGCAAUGCCGUUAUCCUUUCCUUAUGGUGAUAUAACAGUUCGCCAGAUUUAUCCUAAUUUCAAUCUACAAUUCGAGAACGAUUAUCCAUACUAUUUUCAAAAGGGAACUCCUAUCCAUUUAGCUAAUAAUCAAGUCAAAAAUAUACAAGAUUUAGCCCAAGAAGAUUUCAUAGCUUGUGCAAAACUUUAUCCUGAAUUAAAAUUGGAUACAAGUAGGAUCGUUUAUAAAGACGAUAGUUCAAGUACAGAAAAAGUAGUGAUUGGAUUUAUUACCGCAGAAUCCAACCAACAGACAAAUAUUGCAGGUACAAAUGGAAUUUGCCGCGGAACAUCCAUUCUUCGUUAUAGGCCGCGGUUGGUCAUCUUGCCAACCGACAAAGACAGCUAA